CUCCUACGAGGCACGAUGUGGCAACAUGGGCCUUGAACUCAAUCUUCGGCCGGUUCGUCCUGCAGAAGGUCGACGGCUGCCGAACAUGUCUUUGUCGUUUUCAAACCUGCCCCCAUCGCAAUUCGAAUCCAGCGCAGCCAUCCAGGACAGCUGACCCGGAGACGGAAUCAAUCACUCCCUUCACGGAUUUGAAAGCAAGAGAUGGUCGAGGUCUUGGAUCCUCCUCAGAGCGCGACAAGGGUCGGCUCGAGAAGGCGCCGCGGAAGAGCCUGUAUCACAUGCAAAGUCAGGCGUGUUCGGUGCGACUACGGCCAGCCCUCUUGCAACCGCUGUCUAAGCACAGGCCGCAAAUGCGACGGCUAUCCAGCGCCCAAGGCAGAGGGACGCGAUCCGCCUCCCGUGGCCGUCAUGCUGGUAAUAGACUCUCCCAUGCCCACGCAAUGCGACCGCGAGGCCGUGACGGCGUUUAGAUUCUUCGUUCAAGUCUGUGCCCCUGGCAUGCUGAACUACGGGAGCCACUACUUCUGGAACGAGCUGGUGCUGCAGGCCUGCCAUGUCGACGAGAGCAUCAAGCACCUCACCAUCGCGGCCUCCAGGCUGGGGUCGUACCGACUCCUCCAGCCCUGCAAGCCGCCGUCGGACAAGGACACCGUCUUCCUCGCGCACUACGGCAGGGCACUGAAGCUCCUCAGCCGAAGCAAGAACCCGGACCCGGGCUUCCUGCUUAUGGCCUGCCUCCUGCUCGUCCUGUGUGACGAGUUCCAAGAGAAUUCGUUCGCGGCCAUCCAGCACCUCAUCGCCGGCCGAAAGAUCCUCGCUGCGUACAGGCCAGCGGCGGCAUCGCUUCACCGCAGUAGGAGCACCAGUAACAACGCGGCCAUUGCAGAACUCGACCAGAUCUUCUCGAGGCUCGAGCUGCACACCAGCGAACUGUAUCACAUAGCCCGACCACAGUCGAUGUCCUGGUGGUGCAAGGGAGACGCCGCCACGGACAGCAUCCCGCUGUACCCGCAGCUCGAACCGCUCCAGCUCUGGGCGCGCAUUGAGGAGGCGGCGCGAGCCCUGCAAGGACUUGCCUUUGAAUGCACCUCGGCGCAGCUGGACGGCGCGCCCCCGCAGACGAGAUUCCAGAUCGUCCCGCACCUCACCGCCCGCCUCAACGCGUGGCUCGACGAGCUGACGGCCUUCGAGUCGGACAUGUACGCCCACCUCACCGCGGCGAUGCUAAUGGACCUGCACCUGCUGCGGACGUACCACCUGUGUCUGCACGUGCUGUCGCGCUGCGGCCCGUUCAGGCAGGAGGCGGCCUUCGACGCGUAUGCGGGCACGCUCGAGCACGUCGUGGUGAGCUGCAGCCUGCUGGUCCAGCGGCGGCGCACGCGGCUGGUGCCCGCCCUGUUCUUCGUCGCCACCCGGUACCGCAACGCCAGUUUCCGCCGCCGCGCCGUCGACCUGCUCCGCCAGUGCGGCCUGGACGGCCAGAUCCUCGCCCAGAUCGCCAUGAGAGUCGUCCGCGUCGAGGAGGCCGGCCUCGCCGCCCCGAUCGUCGGCUCCGACGUGCCGGCGAAGAACCGCAUCAGGCUGGUCGACGUGGGCUUUGACACCGCCGGGACCGGCUCGUACCUUCUGCGGUUCACGCGUCAUCCACACCGCGCUGUCGCCGGCGAGGGUGGCGGUGACGGCGACUGCGAGAAUGACAGGGACGGAGAGAGUGUCCCGCUCGAGCAUACCGCCCUGUCGACCCAGGCCUGCUGCUGGGCGGUUCCGCCCCAGACGUCUUCCCACGCGACCGGACUUCUCGAUGCUGUUCUGAGGUUUGACUUUAUGGCGUUUUGGAACCAGGAGGACCCGGCAUUCACCCUCCCGGCAGGCUUUGGCCCAGUAUGA
Cladophialophora immunda is the source of this 1887-nucleotide messenger RNA. RefSeq lists its product as uncharacterized. Gene Ontology annotation, biological process: regulation of DNA-templated transcription. The transcript has 2 exons. The record is from RefSeq and is a predicted model, not a curated record. NCBI's taxonomy places the organism in Eukaryota, Fungi, Ascomycota, Eurotiomycetes, Chaetothyriales, Herpotrichiellaceae. Bases 202 to 1887 code for a protein of 561 amino acids. Gene Ontology annotation, molecular function: zinc ion binding; DNA-binding transcription factor activity, RNA polymerase II-specific.